Messenger RNA from Phytophthora sojae, 582 nucleotides. RefSeq lists its product as hypothetical. Bases 1 to 582 code for a protein of 193 amino acids. The transcript has a single exon. NCBI's taxonomy places the organism in Eukaryota, Oomycota, Peronosporomycetes, Peronosporales, Peronosporaceae. The record is from RefSeq and is a predicted model, not a curated record.
AUGUGGGAGACGCCUACACCAUCGCGAGCUGAGUUGGAGUCCCGCGUGAUUCGUUCGAGCAUCGCCACUAUCGACACCUAUACGCGCGACCUGCCACUGUAUUGCACUAUGACGAAAGAGAAGUCGGCGGCGUGUGACGAGUUCAACUUCGGCAGCUACGACGGCGGCGGGAUCAUUUACCAGCGUGACCAGUACUGGAACAAGUCGGCAACCCUCCCAAGCGACGCCAGUGUGCUGCUGCUAGGCGGCAAGCUGGACGUGUUGACGCCACCCAAGUAUGCCGGGUAUCUGCUCGAAGCUCUCGGCACCAGCAAGAAAGAGCUGAUCGUCUUCGACUAUGCGGGUCACGAUGUUGUAUUCUCGAGUGGUAUGGGCAACGGCAGCGAUCCCGUUCUGACCUGCGGGUUUCAGCUGGUGAUGUCGUACAUCAAAAACGACGGCGACCUGCAGCGCCUCAAUCGAACGUGCGUGAGUGAGAUGUCUCCGUUCGACUUUUCGGUGCCGACGUACGAGCUGCACAACCUUUUGCACACGGAUGAAGCGUACGACGGGGAGUACAAACCCGAGUUAGGCUCCACCUAG